AUGGAGCUGCCAGAUACGUUGCUCGACUCUUUAAGGGAACCUAGGCCUUCUCAAACGGUGUACCGUGAAGGUGAGUCAAUUCGCUCGGCCUGGAAUGUGAAACACGAACCACAGGCUACCGCUGCCUGCUUGAGCAGUUGCAUAAGGCGUCUGCCGCAAACGACAAAGCAACCUGACGAUGGGUCGUGAGAUUUCGCAGAAUGUACGCUGUGUUUCGACAACCAUGAUGGGCCCGAAGGCAUCGACGUCUGCCUGCACUGCUUCAACGGGGCGUGCCCCGCCACGUCCACGAAUCGGCACGGAAUCCUGCACGCUCGUAAGACUGGCCACAAUCUGCAUGUCAACAUCAAACGCAUCAAGAAACCGAUUCCUGCCAUCCGGCGCGUAAGUGAAUCGGCCGACAUUUUGAACAUGUCAUGCCCUGACAAAGCCGCAGUAGCUAAGUGAUACGUUGUGUGUGCCGUGGCCAGGACUCAUUCGAACCGCCGUUAAAGAAGCUCGCCAUUCGCGAGGACGUGGCUGAGCACGACAAGUACGACUUUGUCUCCUCCUUACGAUCCUACAACGGAGAAGAAGCAGUCCAAGUGCGCGCUGAUCAACGAGUAUGUGCUGUCCUGCCUGCGAAGCGACCGACUUUUAGCAUGAUCGUUGACCGGUCAUACCCACGCAUUCCCUCCUCAUCACCACGCAGCUCGAACCCAUCGUUGCGGCAGUGCUUAGCUCGAUGUCGUCUGCAAGAAGAUCCGAGGUCAAGUCAUGGGAGGAAGAGAUCAUACCUUGCGCACACACGAGUCACCUUGUCCAGUCUCCCGCUAAAAAGCUGCAAUCCUCCGGUUAGUCAAGGAUCUAGUCGGAGACAAUCGCCUGUGCCCCACGCCGUGUUUCGUGCUGAUCUGAUGAACUCAAUGCGACGCGAUGCGACGGUACGCUCUCAGGACUUGCUACAUGCGAGGCGGCGGGCUGUGAUCUCACUUCCAACUUGUGGCUAUGCCUGACGUGCGGCUCCCUCGGCUGCGGACGGUCUCAGUUCGGUGGGGGUGGUGGGAAUGGACACGGUCUAGCUCACACCAAAGACCAUAAACAUCCGGUAGCGGUGAAGCUGGGCACAAUCGAAGCGGAUGGCUCUGCAGGUAUGCGAUCAAUCGUAAAUGCUGGUGCGCUAAGCACAUCAACACCGCUGACCUUCCCACGGCCCCUCCUCUUCCAUGCAGAUGUCUAUUGUUACGCUUGCGAUGAUGCUCGUGUGGAUACCCAACUUACGGAUCAUCUCGCGAAUUUCGGUAUCGCCGUACAAGCUCAGACCAAGACGGAAAAGUCGAUGACCGAGCUUGUAAGCGCGUGGUGCGGGCAUCGACCACAAGUCAAUCACCGCGUGGAUCUAAUGACUUUGCGAUCUAUCUUUUCAUCGUCUCCCCUCGCAGCAAGUCGAGCACAACAUGACCUACGACUUCGCUAUGACUGGGGCAGACGGUGCAGAGCUCAAACCCCUGUACGGACCGGGACUCACUGGAAUGCGCAACCUUGGGAACAGGUACGCAGACCUCUUCGCCCGAGGCACUUGACCUCAACUAACCUACACGACCUGCAGCUGUUAUUUGGCCUCUUCAAUGCAGACCCUUUUCUCGUUGCCUAGCAUUCAAACGCGCUACCUCACCUCGUUUCACACCCAUGUCACGCACUGCGCGCACCUCGCCCCAACAGAGUGUUUGGAGUGUCAGCUGGCCAAGCUCGCAGAUGGUCUCCUGUCCGGCCGAUACGCAGUGCCACCUCAAGACGAUCAUACCGAUACCCUGCUUGGAAGCAGUGACUCGCCAGUCUCAUCAGACCUGCCGACGCCUGCGUUCCAAGUCGGCAUCAGCCCUAGCAUGUUCAAGGCACUGGUCGGGAAAGGGCACUCUGAGUUUUCGACCAUGAGGCAGCAAGACGCAGGGGAAUUCAUCGCGUACCUGCUCGAGAGCAUGCGUCGGUCUAGCCGUUCCACAGGCUCAGAUGAUCCGACCAGCGCGUUCGGGUUUGCAAUGGAGGAGCGCUUGCAAUGCCCAGAAUGCAAAGGCGUGCGCUACACAACCACGAAGGAGGAAGUACUUUCGUUGCCGGUCCCGAUCGUUCCUCAUAAGUCGAAUGGUGAUCACUGUCCCGAAGACGUUUACGAGCCUGCCGAGUUCACGAAGUGCCUUCAAGAACUGGUAUCGCCCACCGACGUCGAAUACACCUGCCCGACGUGUGACAGAAAAGUUCUGGCAACCAAGUGAGUGCAAUCGUGGAGGGCAGCUUGGUGGGACCCGAGCAUCUCAUAACGCUCGAUGAUCACCAUCCAGGGAAACGCACUUCUCAAGCUUUCCCGACGUGUUGCUGGUGACUGCUGCUCGUUUCCACUUCGACCACUGGGUGCCCCGUAAAGUUAGCGUCCCGAUUUCCGUUCCGUUCGAGCCCAUUCUCCUCGACUCUUUCCAGGGCAGUGGCUUACAAAGCCACGAAACUGAGCUUCCCGAUCAACUCGAAGGUGGUGUUUUGGCUUUUUGGUGCCACGAGCCUGCACUGUUCUGGGGCGCUGACGCAAAAUUUGUUCGAGUUCCCCAGACACGGUCAGCUCUGAGCCAGCGUACAAUCCGGAAGCUAUGGGCCAGCUCGCGGUCAUGGGCUUCCCCGAGAACCGCUGUAAACGGGCCUUGCUGGCCACAGGCAACGCCGAUGCCAAUUUGGCGAUGGAAUGGCUCUUUUCUCACAUGGAUGAUCCAGGUGAGUCAAAGAAUGGUUGGACUUGCUCUUGCUCACUUGCCGACUUGUACUGAGCAAGCCUCCCAAACUGACUCGGACCGCUCAAGACGUGGACCUGCCCAUUGAGCAUGCACCACCCAGCGCCGCACCAACAAAUGAGGAACUUGCGCCACUAGUAGAGAUGGGAUUCACUGCUUCCCAGGCAGCAAGGGCACUCCGUGAGACUGUGAGUUGGAUGGCGCCUAGAAAGCGAGCUCGGUAAUACAAGCUCAUAUGGCUCUCCAACGUAACCUAGGGCCACGACGCAACGCGGGCCAUAGACUGGCUCUUUUCUCAUCCUGAAGAGCCUCAAACAGACUAUGGAACCUCCAGUGGUGCAGCGCAGUCACUUCACCCCCCAAACAUCGGAUCGACUACGCUUCCAGCGAAAUAUCAGCUCAAAGCGUUCAUUUCCCACAAGGGCCCCUCGGUUCACUCUGGGCAUUACGUCGCACAUGUGCGGGGUUCCUCGGAUGCUCGCUGGGUUCUGUUCGAUGACGAAAAGGUGGUUCGCGCAGACAAGGGUUCGCAAAGUGCAGAGCUACUUGCUCCGCUGGCCUACGUCUACAUGUUCGAAAGGGUCUGAUAUGAUUUCAUGGUAGCAAUUUGUGCUUGCUGUGCAUUUCAAAAUUCUGAUUUUUGAGGACAAAACUGAACCUCCCUCAGACAAACCGACUCCGGUUACGACUUGUAUUGGAUCUCUGGAUCCUGGAGGGUGUUAUUACAAUGUCACUCAUGGAUGAACGAAAAAAAAGGCAACAACGAUGUUCAAAAAAGAUGGAGAGGCAGGGAAUCGAACCCGGGACCUCAUGCAAGUUGUACAAGACAGUGCUAAGCAAGCGCUCUACCCCUGAGCUACAUCCCCCAUGAUGUAGGACACGUCAAAAGUUGGCGUUAGAAUAUUCAACAACAGAUCACGUGACCACCACCACCGCAGCCAGACGAUCUCAGGAGCUUCUGGAAGGCGGUCAACUCGAAGGCACUGACAGCGAGGGAGAGGGAAGUUUGGUUCAAGCUGAUUCUCCGCUUCACCCCGACGCGCAAGCUCCAGCACGAGCAAAAGCAUGUCACUUCUCCCGCGUGCCUCGUGUGCGAAGCGCCGGUGGACGACACCGAUCACUACUUCUUCGGCUGCGUCGACUCGCGGAACGUCUGGACCGCGGCAAGGGGCGUGCUCUGCGACGCGCUCGGAUGCGACACGAUCGAGGACGCCGAGUACACGACACUACAACGACUCUUUGGCCUCCCCAAGCUCAAGGCCAAGCUCAGCGAACAGGAAGGCGCAGGCAGGACGAUCGAGAUCUUCACGGGGAUGGUCUUGGAGAUGAUCAGCAGUGGGAGAUGGAGGAUGCAGAAGCACGGGACGAGGAUGGAAAGCCUGGAGCGGAGGAGGGUGGUACUGGAGGAGAGGAUGAAGUUGAGGGCGGGAGGAGCAAGAGGCAGGCGAGGGCAGUAG
Molecule: messenger RNA, 4213 nt
Organism: Microbotryum saponariae
Lineage: Eukaryota; Fungi; Basidiomycota; Microbotryomycetes; Microbotryales; Microbotryaceae
Source: the annotation of a GenBank genome assembly